GAGGGAUGCAUGGCAGGACGCCACUGAUGAAGGCAGCUGUCACUGGACAUCAAAGUGUGUUUGACCUCCUUGUGUCAAACCAAGCUGACCCGACACUGGUUGAUACAUCUGGUGAUAGUUUACUUCAUCUUGCCUGUCAGGGUGGGAACACUGCUAUAGUACAACACCUCCUGUCUCCCUCUAACAUCAACAGUAGAGGUGAGUAUGGCUGGACGCCACUGAUGAAGGCAGCUGUCAAUGGACAUCAAAGUGUGUUUGACCUCCUUGUGUCAAACCAAGCUGACCCGACACUGGUUGAUACAUCUGGUGAUAGUUUACUUCAUCUUGCCUGUCAGGGUGGGAACACUGCUAUAGUACAACACCUCCUGUCUCCUUCUAACAUCAACAGUAGAGGUCAGCUUGGAAGGACGCCAGCGAUGAUGGCAGCUGCCAGUGGACAUCAAAGUGUGUUUGACCUCCUUGUGUCAAACCAUGCUGACCUGACACUGGUGUCUACAUAUGGUGAUAGUUUACUUCAUCUUGCCUGUCAGGGUGGGAACACUGCUAUAGUACAACACCUCCUGUCUCCUUCUAACAUCAACAGUAGAGGGAUGCAUGGCAGGACGCCAGCGAUGAUGGCAGCUGUCGGUGGACAUCAAAGUGUGUUUGACCUCCUUGUGUCCAACCAAGCUGACCUGGCACUGGUGUCUACAUCUGGUGAUAGUUUACUUCAUCUUGCCUGUCAGGGUGGGAACACUGCUAUAGUACAACACCUCCUGUCUCCUUCUAACAUCAACAGUAGAGGUCAGCUUGGAAGGACGCCUGCCAUGGUGGCAGCUGUCAGUGGACAUCAAAGUGUGUUUGACCUCCUUGUGUCCAUCCAAGCUGACCUGACACUGGUGUCUACAUAUGGUGAUAGUUUACUUCAUCUUGCCUGUCAGGGUGGAAACACUGCUAUAGUACAACACCUCCUGUCUCCUUCUAACAUCAACAGUAGAGGUCAGCUUGGAAGGACGCCAGCGAUGAUGGCAGCUGUCGGUGGACAUCAAAGUGUGUUUGACCUCCUUGUGUCCAACCAAGCUGACCUGACACUGGUGUCUACAUCUGGUGAUAGUUUACUUCAUCUUGCCUGUCGUGGUGGGAACACUGCUAUAGUACAACACCUCCUGUCUCCUUCUAACAUCAACAGUAGAGGUCAGCUUGGAAGGACGCCAGCGAUGAUAGCAGCUGUCAGUGGACAUCAAAGUGUGUUUGACCUCCUUGUGUCCAACCAAGCUGACCUGGCACUGGUGUCUACAUGGCUGUUCUUCCACAUGCUUCUGUUUGUAGCGGGGGUACAGCUGGAGUGUAAUUGA
Molecule: messenger RNA, 1334 nt
Organism: Haliotis rubra (blacklip abalone)
Lineage: Eukaryota; Metazoa; Mollusca; Gastropoda; Lepetellida; Haliotidae
Product: ankyrin repeat domain-containing protein 50-like
Exons: 3
Coding region: 6-1334 (442 amino acids)
Molecular function (GO): protein binding
Source: RefSeq, a predicted model, not a curated record